Messenger RNA from Cherax quadricarinatus, 1551 nucleotides. Its product is annotated as dimethylglycine dehydrogenase, mitochondrial. Gene Ontology annotation, molecular function: protein binding; dimethylglycine dehydrogenase activity. Gene Ontology annotation, cellular component: mitochondrion; cytoplasm; mitochondrial matrix. NCBI's taxonomy places the organism in Eukaryota, Metazoa, Arthropoda, Malacostraca, Decapoda, Parastacidae. The record is from RefSeq and is a predicted model, not a curated record.
CUUCGGCAGAGAAUGUCCGGACACGGCAGAGACGGUGAUCAUUGGCGGGGGCAUCGCUGGAACAAGCAUCGCCUACCACCUCGCCAGGCAGGGGCAGAAGGGUGUCAUACUACUGGAGAAGUCCGAGUUGACAGCCGGCUCCACCUGGCACGCAGCCGGCCUCACCACAACCUUCCACGGUACUGUCAACUUGAAGAAAAUACACUACUACAGCUUAAAUAUGUAUGCUCAUAUUGCACAAGAGACGGACCAAGAAAUAGGUCUGCAUCUUCCUGGCACCAUUCGUCUGGCUACGACACCUGUUCGGGUAGACGAAAUGAAGUACCAAAUGUCUCGCCAUGGUAACCACGAGGCACCACAGUGCCUACUCACUCCAGAACAGGUCAAAUUGCUGGUUCCCAUAGCCAAUGUUGAUAACAUUCUGAUGGGUCUGUACACGGCUUCUGAUGGCCACGUUGAUCCAUACUCCCUAACACAGGCUAUUGCCAAAGGUGCUCGAAAGUAUGGUGCUUUGAUCUUCCAAGGACUGGGAGUAACAACUUUAAAUUUGAGGGAAGAUGGUAGAUGGGUUGUUUCAACUACCGAAGGAGACAUACUUGCUAACAGAGUUGUAAAUGCAGCAGGAUUUUGGGCUAAAGAAAUAGCCAAACUAGCAGGAUCAGAUCUGCCUUUGGUACCGAAUCAUCAUCAAUACCUUGUUACGUCUACUGUACCUGAAGUAAAGGCCUUGAAGAGAGAAAUCCCUGUCUUAAGACAUUUAGAAGGAUCAUUUUACUUACGAAUGGAGAGGGAUGGUCUUCUUAUUGGACCCUAUGAAUCUACUCACACCAUGAGGCAGUGUGAGGACUGGAUGUGGAAUGGAGUUCCAGAAGGCUUUGGUAAGGAACUCUUCGAGCCUGACAUGGACCGAUUAGAACCUCACCUGGAGAUAGCUAUGCAAUUGGUGCCGUGUUUUGCUGAUGCUAGCAUCCAAAGUGUGGUCAACGGCCCCAUUACCUAUACUCCAGAUGUUCUCCCUCUCGUAGGACCAGAUAUGCUGCCUAAUAUGUGGCUAGCUGCUGGCUUUGGGUAUGGUAUAAUCCAUGGUGGUGGAAUGGGCAGUUACUUAGCCAGCUGGAUCAUCAAUGGUCAGCCACCUUUCGAGAUGACAGAGUGCGAUCCACUGAGGUUUGGUUCCUGGACAACAAAUGACUACGUUCUAGCAAAGGCAAGGGAAAGUUAUGGGAUGAAUAAUGCUGUAACAUAUCCACACGAAGAGAGAUUUGCUGGUCGACCAACAAGCAGAGUGUCUGGUGCUCACGAGGUACUGGAGAGUGAAGGUGCUUGCAUGCAGAUCCACAGUGGCUGGGAGCAACCUGCCUGGUUCACAUCUCCAGGACAACAACCACAGUACUGCCCCAGUUUUCAGAGAACUAAUUGGCACGAAGCAGUAGAGAAGGAAGUUGACUUAGUAAUGACAUCAGCUGGGAUUAUUGACCUGACGCCCUUUGCUAAGAUUAUUGUUCAAGGACGGCAGGCUGCUGCAUUUAUGGACUAUAUGACAGCCAAUAG